AUGUCCAAGGAAGAGCAAGCGCGAUCCACUCCCCAGGCGGAAGUCGAGGCACCCCCGCCCGUAUAUCCUGCAAUGCCCCAAGCCUCGCCGUACCCACAAACAGGCGGACAGUAUCCCAUGCAGCAAAUGCCUGCGCCAUCGGGAUACCCCUUACCCCAACAACCAGGCGGCACUACACCAGGACCAGUUGACCCCGCGAUGGCAGCAGCCAUCGCUGGUCAGCAGUACCGCGAUCAACUUUUUGCCCUGUGCGCUGCCGGACAGCAUGAGCGUGUAACAAGCUACGGUAUCUGUGGGAUUAUAACAGCAGUCGUCUGCUUCCCCUGCGGUCUCAUCUGUCUAUUCUCCGACACAGAGGAGAAAUGCGCGCGUUGUGGUGUCUCGUUGUCUCGUUGA
This is a messenger RNA of Psilocybe cubensis, 396 nucleotides long. RefSeq lists its product as uncharacterized. The transcript is spliced from 4 exons. Bases 1 to 396 code for a protein of 131 amino acids. Lineage: Eukaryota; Fungi; Basidiomycota; Agaricomycetes; Agaricales; Agrocybaceae. The record is from RefSeq and is a predicted model, not a curated record.